AUGUAUUUUCUUUUCCUUGUUGGUCUCUACAGGGGUUAUAUGGCUCCUGAGUAUGCUAUUCAUGGUCAUCUAAGUACGAAAUCAGACGUUUACAGCUUUGGAAUCACGCUGUUAGAAAUCGCCUCUGGCAGAAAAAUUUUUGAUAUCACAGUCGAUGGCCGGAUGCUCAUCCAGCAUGCGUGGAGGUUAUAUGAAAAGGAUUGGCUUCAUGAGCUAAUCGACCCUCGAUUGCUCAGCACCGACGGUUUAAUUUAUUCAAGCAGCGUGUCAAGAACAGUUAAGAUAGGUCUUUGCUGCAUUCAUAAUGACUACGCAAGACGCCCAUCGGUGUCACGAGUGUUAGCAAUGCUUUUAUCAGAAGAAGAGAUUCCAAAUCUCAACCGAGAAGAUGAACCCUUUUCAGAUUUACGUUACAUGAUAGGUGAGAGUAUUCACACAGAUAUGCUGAGUGGUGAGUCUGUGGAUUCGAGUUACGUGAGAGGUGAGAGUUUUCACACAGAUAUGCUGAACGAGGAGAGUUGUGAAUAUUGAAGAGCCAGACACAGAAAACGUUACUCGCAUCUUUUAAGAAAUUUAGGUUACGUUUUCAUUUCAAUUUAAAUUUCAAUAAAUUUAUUCUUCUACAAUUCAGUCUUCUCGAAGUUAUAGAAGAAUGUAAGAAAGACCAACAUCUAUUUUGCGUGUAACAAUCAAAGUUUAAUUAAAUUUAUAAACAAUUUAAUUU
Molecule: messenger RNA, 724 nt
Organism: Cryptomeria japonica (Japanese cedar)
Lineage: Eukaryota; Viridiplantae; Streptophyta; Pinopsida; Cupressales; Cupressaceae
Product: cysteine-rich receptor-like protein kinase 8
Exons: 2
Coding region: 1-531 (176 amino acids)
Biological process (GO): protein phosphorylation
Molecular function (GO): protein kinase activity
Source: RefSeq, a predicted model, not a curated record